This is a messenger RNA of Rattus norvegicus (Norway rat), 3256 nucleotides long. NCBI's taxonomy places the organism in Eukaryota, Metazoa, Chordata, Mammalia, Rodentia, Muridae. The record is from RefSeq and is a predicted model, not a curated record.
CUGCUGACUGUCAGUUUAAAAAAUGAAAGUAAUAUACAAGGGGCAAAAGUGGCAUUUAUCAUUCCAUCUCUCCAGGCUCCUGUCUCUUUAAUCAGCUUGAUUUGCCCAGCAAAUGAUUCCUGAGUGUGUGUGUGUGUGUGUGUGUGUGUGUGUGUGUGUGUGUGUGUGUGCCCGCGCGCGCGUGUUGUAGCUCUGUCAAUCCUUGGAUUAGAACCAAUGAUUGCAGCUUGUAGGAGGGCUGUCCAGGGCCAGAUUGUACAAUGUGCCUCAGUGCCAGAGUAUGAGUGGAGAUAAUUACGGAGAAGUCAGACUCUCUCUCGCCCUCGGCUUCCUUGUUGUGUCCUUCAGCAAAACAGUGGAUUUAAAUCUCCUCGGACUAGCUUGAGAGCAACACAAUCUAUCAGGAGGAAAAAGGAAAGAAAGAGGGAGAAAAAAAACCGAUCCUGACAAAAAAGAAGAAAAAGAAGAAAAAUAUGAAAACCAUCCAGGCAAAAAUGCACAAUUCUAUCUCGUGGGCAAUCUUCACGGGGCUGGCUGCUCUGUGCCUCUUCCAAGGAGUGCCGGUGCGUAGCGGAGAUGCCACCUUUCCCAAAGCUAUGGACAACGUGACGGUCAGGCAGGGGGAGAGCGCCACCCUCAGGUGCACAAUUGACAACCGAGUCACCCGGGUGGCCUGGCUAAACCGCAGUACCAUCCUCUAUGCUGGAAAUGACAAGUGGUGCCUAGAUCCUCGUGUGGUUCUCCUGAGUAACACCCAGACCCAGUACAGCAUUGAGAUCCAGAAUGUGGAUGUGUAUGAUGAGGGCCCUUAUACCUGCUCGGUGCAGACAGACAACCACCCUAAGACCUCCAGGGUCCACCUCAUUGUACAAGUAUCUCCCAAAAUUGUAGAGAUUUCUUCAGAUAUCUCCAUUAAUGAAGGGAACAACAUCAGCCUCACUUGCAUAGCCACAGGUAGACCGGAGCCUACAGUAACCUGGAGACAUAUUUCUCCCAAAGCUGUCGGCUUUGUGAGUGAGGAUGAGUACCUGGAGAUCCAGGGCAUCACUCGGGAGCAGUCAGGCGAGUAUGAGUGCAGCGCCUCCAACGACGUGGCAGCACCAGUCGUACGAAGAGUGAAGGUCACCGUGAACUAUCCACCAUACAUCUCAGAAGCUAAGGGUACAGGUGUCCCCGUGGGGCAGAAGGGGACUCUGCAGUGUGAAGCCUCGGCAGUCCCUUCAGCAGAAUUUCAGUGGUUCAAGGAUGACAAAAGACUGGUUGAAGGGAAGAAGGGAGUCAAAGUGGAAAACAGACCUUUCCUUUCAAGACUCACCUUUUUCAACGUCUCUGAACACGACUAUGGGAACUACACAUGUGUGGCAUCCAACAAGUUGGGCCACACCAAUGCCAGCAUCAUGCUAUUUGAACUAAAUGAGCCUACAAGCUCAACUUUAUUGCAAGGCCCAGGUGCUGUCAGCGAGGUCAACAAUGGGACGUCAAGGAGGGCAGGCUGCAUUUGGCUCCUCCCUCUUCUGGUCUUACACCUGCUCCUCAAAUUUUGAUGUGAGUGCCCCUUCCCUGCCGGGGAGAGCUGCUGCCACCGCAUCUCAAUUCAACAGCACUGCAACAUGAAGCAACAAGUCAGAAUCAAAUGAAAUUCCGAGAAUCACAGCCAAUGAGACAGAAAUUCGAGGGAGGGGAACAAAGCAUACUGUGGUAAAGGGGAAAAAAAAGUCUAAAAAAAGGAAAUUUGAAAAUUGCCUUGCAGACAUUUCGGUACCACUGAGUUUUCUUUCUUUUCCCAAAUGGGAAGAAGGCGCACCUAGCUUGGACCCACCCACAAGCUGCACUGUGUGACCUCUCUGUUGCCAGGGUGGGCAAGGGCUCAGCCACUCUGCCCACUAAAGUGCCCCACCAUGGAACAUUCUGGAGUCGGCCAUCCCAAAUUUCAUCGGUCCAUAGACACAAGCACAGAGUGAGAAACAGGGGCCCAGAAGUGCCACGGAGGGCCCUUUGGUGGGCUGCGCGAUGAUGGCGUGUGUCAUGAAGUGUGAAAUCCGAAGUAGAAAAAAAAACAAGAAUAAAAAAAGAAGAGAAGAAAGAAGAAAGAACAAACGAAACAAGACAGCCUGACAGCACCAUAACCCCACAAGCAACAGUCACAAAAGACACCGUUAAGCUUUCGGUUUUUUUUUUUUUUUUUUCAUUUUACCACAUGGACAUCAUGGAUAAUAAGGGAUUCUGAUUCAUUGUUAAUUUUAUUAAUUAUAUUUUCUGAUAUGAGUCUAGAACUUAGGGCAAAAACAAGAGACAAAACUAAAAUUACACAGGCAAGGGUGAAGGGAAGCGUGUUUCUUAAGUAUUAAAAGUGAAUAGUAUACUUCUUACCUAAGUUUACAACUGGUGGACCAGACACCAGGCACUAACCACCUGGCGAGGCUUUGGCAAAUCCACCAGACACACAUGUGAUUUAACAAACACCUCCACCAGCGUCAUAGAUUCCUCCUCAUCUCUUGCAGACAGAACUAUGCUAUCUAUACACUACUUAGACACGGAAGGUUGGUCUGCACUCUAUCUUGGUUUGUUGGCUAUGCUUCUUUUGAUGACAUAUAUUAUACAGUAUAUAUAUAUAUAUACAUAUAUUUUUUUUUGUUAGAGUUCUAGCCAUUUUCUUUCUCAGCAGGGUCCUUCUCAGACAUUACUGCAUGCUGUAUAUGGCGUUAGCUGUGUGUUGAUCUUCUAAAAGAUGAUAGAGUUUACCGGUAAUUGUGUAAUCAGCUCCUUCCUUUUUUUUUUUCCCUUGGGUUAUUUACAUGUCAGAGACAUUUCUACAAAGCAGAAAGGACAACAGAAACAAUAACUAAUACCAGGCGCAGCAUCUUUCCGGGUGUGGCUCUCUGAGGAGGAGGCUACCAGCUUGGCUUCUCCAUCACACCUUGGGGCAUUAACGGACAGCAAGCAACUGAAACAACUAAACCAACAGUAAUCACUUGCUUUAGCCCAUUGUGGGAAUCCCUGAUGCCUUUUGUGACUACUGGAGAACUUAAUCCUCUUGGUUUAUUUUAUUUAAUUUUCCACCCUUGUGUGAGUGCGUAUGAAAGAGAAGAAAAAUGCAGUUUUUAGGUAACCAUUUUUUCCUUCCCCGAAGUCUGGGGACCAGAGAGGCCUCGGGGAGGGGUCCUGGAUGUGAUGAGGGAAACUGGGAUUGGGGGAAUAGGGGAGGGAUGGGUUGUCUCUGACUUGACAUUAAAAAAGUGUUCCAUGUCCCUCUUCA